AUGAUUUUCACCUCAAACAAACUUGCCUCGGAGUGUUCGGUAUUCGUAUUCGACAAACGAAUCGCGGAAAAGCUUUACAAGCCGAAGAGGAAGGAGAGUAUGCUGGAUAGGAUCCGGGCCAGCAUCAGACAGAUGGAUAAGAUGCGGCAUCCUAGGAUGCUGCAGGUCAUCCAUGGGCUGGAGGAAGGUCAUCACACCCUGGCCUUCGCGUCUGAGGCGGUUAUGGCGAGCCUGCAUAACAUCUUAGCGUGGCAUGAAUCAUCACCGAUACCAACUGGGGGGCUCAUGCCGGUUCUGCCCCACCCGAUCUCCAUCACGCCGCCCACCGCGCCCAUGAUCAACCACAAUCCGCCCGCCCAGCGCCCGCCCUUCGCCAAGGACUACAGCUUCAUAGACUUGGAACUCCGAUUCGGGAUACUGCAGAUAAUCGAGGCUCUCCACUUCCUGCACUACACCGCCCGCCAGGUCCACCGUAACGUGUGCCCGGAGACCAUCAUCGUCACUAAGCGCGGCACCUGGAAACUUUUCGGCCUGGAGUUUGUAGGCGACGUACACGGGCUGGAUCCAACGGAGAUGAUCCCUGUGCCACCAUGGUCGGUCAAAGUCGCCAGGAUCUGCCAACCAAAUCUCGACUACUUAGCGCCGGAAGUUCAGACUAGCGGGCACUGUAACAUUCUGUCUGACAUGUUCUCUUUGGGAAUGGUGAUCUGCGCUGUUUUCAACCUCGGAAGGUCGCUGUUGAAGGCAAAUAACAUGCCCACGCUGUAUCUGAAGCAGAUUGAAUUCCUGGACCAGCAAGUGAAUGCUCUGCUGCCUCGCGUACCAGAGCCGCUACAGGAGGCAGUGCAGCGUCUGCUGUCCCGGGACCCACACCCAAGACCCACCACCCAACUACUGCCACUCAUCAAAUACUUCAAGUGUCAGAGUGAGCCAGCUAUCCAGGCGAUGCAAUUCCUCGAUGUCAUAACCAUGAAGGAUCCAUCGCAAAAAAGUAACUUCUACCGUGGUUCUCUUAUUGAAGCUCUCCCCUACAUCCCGAAGAAACUCCGCUGGCAGCACAUUUGGCCAGCUUUGCAGCUCGAGGUGAGGAUAUCUGAGGUCCUAGCAGCUGUUCUGCAGCCAAUCAUUUGGAUGACCAAUGACUCCACUGAAGAGGAGUUCGCACAGUAUGUGCUGCCGACACUCAAACACCUCAUAAAUGCGCCGAAGAGUGUGCAAGCCACGGUAACCCUGCUGGAGAACCUGCACAUCAUCAUCAAAAAGUGCACCAAGGAAGUUAUCCAUAACGAGAUCCUGCCGCUACUCUUCAAUGCCAUGGACAGCAAUGCUCACCAGAUACAGACCGCGUCACUGAUUGCCAUACAAAAUAUAUCUGACUAUAUACCUGAUAAGGAGUUGUACAUGAUUGUGAUGGGCAAGGUGAAAGUCGUGGUUGACAAGAACCAGAGUGAUGUCAAGGUCAUCAGCUUGACCCUGGGUUUCUUCGAGAAGAUUCUUCAGCGUCUGGAGAAGUGCCACAUACUGAGCGAAGUGAUCCCCACGUUACUAAUCAUGAAACUAAGCGAUCCGGACGUGGUUAAUCGCGUUGUGCAGCUGUAUAAGGUGAUGCUUUUGGAGAGGAAGUUCAAUUUGACCACAAACGUGAUGGCCACCAAGAUGAUACCGUCGCUCGCGCCGCAGACUGUCAACCCCAUGUUGACAGUUGACCAGUUCUCUAGUCUCAUGGAGAUCCUCUACGAUAUGCUCGAGAAUAUAGACAAGGUGCAACGGCCUAACCUGAAGCCGGACAACCACGCGAGCCCCGAGCGAAGGGCCCUGCGUCAUCAGAUCAGCACCGACAACAUGAACAAUGCUCCACCGUUCAACAUCCCCAACCUGCGCGUGGAACAGCGAAAAACGUCCAGUGCUGAGGACAUGGCUCGCAAGAACUCGAUAGCUGGGUCCGCACCAAAACCACCGACCUCAAACACUGGCAGCGUCGGAGGAUUCAAAAGUACAGGCAUCGGACAGUGGUUCUUUGGAUCCAACAAUUCGACCAAUAACGACAAUAACUUCUUGCGCGUGGCCAGCGCUUUCCCGAAUCGUCGUCUCUCUGACAACACCCUGAUGACUCCCAAGAUCCGCAUCGCCCCCUCCUGCGCCUCAUCGCCCGGGGGAACCCCCGGAGGCAGCUCGGGGCUCCCCACGCGCAGACACUCUAGCAUCGGGCCCCAGGAGCGCCGGGGCUCCGCAGUCAACCUCUCCCCGCCGACCGCCUACCAAUACAGGGGCAGAGGUGGAUCAGGCUCGAGCCUGUCCGUGCCAUCGACCUCGCACUGCGGCGGUGGGUCGAUGCCGAACACGUCGUCGAGUGUCCCAUUUCUGCUCACGUCAUCGAUGCAGUCGAUCCGCUCGCGCCGCCCGUCCGCCUGCCUCAGCGGUUCCCAGGGCUCCGGGAUCCUGCAGCAGCUCAGCAGCGGCAUGGUAAGGCAUCUGCCCGUCCGCUCCCAUAGCAACGUCCCUAACGCGCAGCCAUGGGGCUCCAUCCAGGGCGCCACCGCCGCCGGGUACAGCGCACUCCGGCACACCGCUAUGGCGGUGCGCAAGUGCCCCUCGCUUAACAUCACACUCACUCGUUAAGCCGCUCAAUGUUGUCAGUAGACACGACCUUAGCUCGCUUCGUUUCGUUCGUCUGCUCUUAAGACUGAUACAGCUUACGAGAGAUUUAUUCACGUUUCAAUAUGGAAGGAAUGGAUAUUGAGCUUUAAUCGAUGGACAUAUCACUUCAGGUGUCCAUAUGUAAAAAUUAGGGAGGUGGGAUUUUUUUAAUUGUAACAUGAAACAAGAUGUACAGCAAAAUGUUGUAAACGGUGCUGUGAUAUAUAUUAUAUAUUAUUAUAUUUAUUAGUAUCGUUAUACUUA
This is a messenger RNA of Aricia agestis (brown argus), 2901 nucleotides long. It is a transcript of the gene bma, whose product is annotated as SCY1-like protein 2. Bases 1 to 2619 code for a protein of 872 amino acids. Gene Ontology annotation, molecular function: ATP binding; protein kinase activity. The record is from RefSeq and is a predicted model, not a curated record. Gene Ontology annotation, biological process: protein phosphorylation. Lineage: Eukaryota; Metazoa; Arthropoda; Insecta; Lepidoptera; Lycaenidae. The transcript has 16 exons.